UCUUUGACCUUGAAGAAUUCAGGCAGCACGGCGCGGGACCACCUGGCGUCGGAGCGAACAUUUUUGGCGUAUGUGCGGACGAGUCUGGCGAUGGCGUCGGCGGGCGUUGGUGUGUUUCACUUUUUUCCUUGUGCUUCCUUGCCAAUGACGACAUGGGCUUGGAUAGCUCUUGUUCAGCUGUUUAAAAUAUCGGAAAUAUCGAGCACACCAGAGAAUAAUUUUCAAAGCAUCCGAAAGUUUGCGCGUCCAUUGGGGGCGACGACGGUGUUGCUUGGGUUGUUUAUUUUAUUUUUCGGCAUGGUGCGAUAUUUUAUGGUGCAGGUAGCCCUCCCGAAGGGCCUUUUCCCUGCAGCUCGUUCUUUGGUCGUUGGAAUCACGUUUAUCCUCGCCGUCCUGAUCACCACUACGUUUGGUGUUCUUUUAAGUGAACGAGGAUCA
Messenger RNA from Laccaria bicolor S238N-H82, 438 nucleotides. RefSeq lists its product as uncharacterized. The transcript has 2 exons. The record is from RefSeq and is a predicted model, not a curated record. NCBI's taxonomy places the organism in Eukaryota, Fungi, Basidiomycota, Agaricomycetes, Agaricales, Hydnangiaceae. The annotation marks the transcript as partial.